Molecule: messenger RNA, 981 nt
Organism: Scedosporium apiospermum
Lineage: Eukaryota; Fungi; Ascomycota; Sordariomycetes; Microascales; Microascaceae
Product: Glutathione S-transferase omega-like 2
Exons: 3
Coding region: 1-981 (326 amino acids)
Cellular component (GO): cytoplasm
Molecular function (GO): glutathione transferase activity
Source: RefSeq, a predicted model, not a curated record
AUGGCAACCCAGUCCUACCAGCGAAACGGUCGAUUUGUGCGACCGGAUAGCACCUUUCGUCAUUUCAUCACGAAGGAUCCGCAGUCCCAGUUCCCAGCUGAGGCUGGCCGGUAUGCCCUCUAUUUAUCCCCCGGUUGCCCAUGGGCCCACCGCACACUGAUCGUGCGUCUGCUCAAGGGCCUAGAGUCAGUAAUCGACGUCUAUCAAGUGCAUCCAUUCAUGGGCCCCGAUGGUUGGUACUUUAGUGGAUCGGACGGCUCUUUACCCAAGGACCCCCUCCAUGGUUUUAAGACCUUAAAAGAGCUAUAUCAUUUUGCUAACCCGAAUUACUCGGGGCGUUACACUGUACCGGUCCUGUGGGACAAGAAGCAAGAUACCAUGGUGAACAAUGAAUCCUCCGAAAUUAUUCGCAUGUUCUAUACCGAGUUUGACGACCUCCUGCCUGCGGAACUGCGCGAGAUCAACAGACCCGGCGGUGGUUUUUACCCCGACGCCCUGCGUAAGGAAAUAGAUGAGGUGAACGCGUGGGUUUACGAUACCGUCAACAACGGCGUGUACAAAACGGGGUUUGCUACUACCCAGGAAUCAUACGAAGACAACCUAUUCCCGCUUUUCAAGUCUCUAGACCGCCUCGAGGCAAUGCUUGGUCAUGGAAAACGGUAUGUCCUAGGGGACCAUCUCACCGAGGCUGAUAUUCGUCUUUACACCACCAUUGUGAGGUUCGACGUUGCAUACUACCCUGUAUUCCUCUGCAACUUGAAGUCUAUCCGGCAUGAUUACCCUCUUUUAUACCUGUGGCUGCGGAGACUCUACUGGGACCAAGGUAGCGAAACCCGUGGCGCGUUUUUCAAGACAACAGCACCCAACAUACAUAAUUACGGUUCAGGAUACGCAAAGGCCCGGCACAAAAUUGUGUUUAAUAGCGCGGAGCCACUAAUCAUCCCGGUCGGACCUGCCGUCUUGAUCGACCCGUUGCCGUGA